AUGUUGUGGAGCCGAGCUCGCAAUUUGACGCUGCCCUGGAGAGGGCUUCACAGUCAAACUCGCGGCUUCUCCAGUGACCUGCCAGUUUUCCAGAGGCCAAACUGCCCAGCAGCCCCGCUGAGCAGGUACGAGGUGCCUCCAGCGGUGCAGGUUCCGAGCCACAUCCCACGCCCGUCCUACGCAGACCAUCCACGAGGCAUCCCUGGCGCUCUCACACCGGAGCAGUAUGGGGAGCGAAAGUCGCCAGCGAUGAUCCAGAAGAUGCGGAAGGCUUGUGGCCUCGCAGCAGAGGCUUUGAUUGUGGCCUGCGACGCAGCCAAGGAGGGGGUGACCACGGACGAGGUGGACCGCAAGACUAGCGAGUUCGUCAUCUCGCGAGGGGCCUAUCCUGUGGGGAUCAACUACUACGGCUUUCCGCGGGGUCUUUGUGCCUCACCGAACGAGGUUGCCCUGCAUGGGGUGCCAAACACUCGUCCCCUUGAGAAUGGUGACAUUGUCAACUUCGAUGUUACGGUUUUCCUCGAUGGGGCUUACGGUGAUUGCUCUGCAAUGGCCUGCAUCGGGGAUGUGGACCACAACGCUUACUCCUUAGUGAGAGAUACGCGCGAGAUCUUAGAGGAGCUGGUAAAGAUGGUGGGGCCAGGGCUCAAAUUGAAUGAAAUUGGGUCUUGGUGCGAGACCUUUGCCAGGCGCCGCAAACUCAAUACCGUCCGUGAGUUUUGUGGCCAUUUCAUUGGCAGCGAGCUGCAUAUGCAGCCGAAUGUAAGUCAUGUGCGGAAUAAUGUGGACUUGGAGCUCUUGCCCGGCAUGACCUUCACCAUCGAGCCCAUCUUCAUAGAAGGUCGUGACGCUGCAAUCCAACCUGCACUCGAGGAUGGGUGGACCAUCCUAACAAAGCGCGGUGAUUGGGCGGCCCAGUGGGAACACACCGUCCUUGUCACGGAUAGCGGCGCAGAGAUCUUGACUCAGGCGCUUUAG
Messenger RNA from Symbiodinium pilosum, 978 nucleotides. Lineage: Eukaryota; Dinophyceae; Suessiales; Symbiodiniaceae. The record is from the annotation of a GenBank genome assembly.